Molecule: messenger RNA, 390 nt
Organism: Cetraspora pellucida
Lineage: Eukaryota; Fungi; Glomeromycota; Glomeromycetes; Diversisporales; Gigasporaceae
Source: the annotation of a GenBank genome assembly
AUGGAAGCCUUCUUUGUUUCCUAUACUCCAAUUACAGCUAUAACUAUAUUUUCUGGUUUGUACAAACGAGUCUUGGAAAGGGAAUGGGCAGGUGAUCGUAAAGAAGAGAUCGAAAAUUUUGUCAAGUCUCAAGAGAGAUCUUUGGAUAAUAUACUAACUGAUGAAGGAAAUGAAGAGCGGGUGAUGCAACUUCGUAGCUUUGGUACUGGUGAAGAGUUAAAACGACGUAGGGCUGGUUCUAUAAUUUCUCCUGUUCCCAUCCAUCUUGCUGUAACUCAGCAAUUAGGUUUCACAGCAAUAGUAGCAGACAAAGACUUUUAUCAGAUCUUUGAAACUGCAAUAGUCAUAUUUGAUGACCUGUUUUCAUAUAUUCUAGAAAUUAUAGAUUGA